This is a messenger RNA of Heterobilharzia americana, 1983 nucleotides long. The record is from the annotation of a GenBank genome assembly. NCBI's taxonomy places the organism in Eukaryota, Metazoa, Platyhelminthes, Trematoda, Strigeidida, Schistosomatidae.
AUGUUGUUUAAAUUGGACGCUAAAUUGAUCAUAUCUACUGUCUUAUUAUAUUUACUAUUACUAUUGUAUAUACCGAUCAUUUCAUCGCAACAUGUUAAGAAAGAAGACCACACUUGUCCAUAUUUAUGGUUGAAAUGGAAACAAAGACGUACUCUUGGCUGGAUAUGCGGUUCUGUACCAUUUCUAAAAACCAAUGUUCCAGGUGUGGAAUUUGAAUAUGACUGUUGUCCAGGUUAUGAAAAAACGGAAUUAUUAGAUAAUAAAUGUGCCUUUGUCGAUCGUUCAUGGCAAACAAUUACGAAUCAACUAAGAGAAAGGAAAUAUUUACAAACAGCUCAAACUUUAUCAAAGGAUAAAUUACAGGAUUUAUCUGCCAGUCCAGCCAAAGGUGUUUAUACUGUGUUUGUUCCUCAGCAUGAUGAUGACAUCAUCUCAAAAGAAAUUGAUUAUAUAAGUGAUUCAGACGCUGUUGGUACACUAGUCUCCUCUGGAAGAUGGUAUUCAAAAGAAUUUCGUAAUGGACAAAAGAUUCCAACAACUAAAGGUACUUCUAUAAAAGUAACAACCUAUUCUACUGGAUUAAUUUUCUUGGAUUGCAAAGUAUUACUGAGUCCAGAUCAUGAAGCAUCGAAUGGUUUAAUCCAUCACAUUGAUGGAGCUUUACCACCCACAUAUAAAUAUCCAACAGUUUUGAAACGUAUAAACGCUGAACCUGAUCUAUCAGCCUUUGUUCAAAGUCUACCCAAUGAUUUGAAAAAGAAAUUAGAUGAACCAGAUUCAAAUGUAUGGUAUACAGUUUUCGCAGUACCAAAUAAUGUCUGGAAUAGAAUGAUAUCUGGAAUUACUUCACCUGAAGCUAAGGAAGCUUUAGUACGUGAACAUGUAAUGGAGAAAAUGAUUUGUUCAGAUGCUAUUGUACAGAACAGCAAACGUGUUGGUCCAACUCUAAGCGAAACACAUAUCAGUAUUCAACGAAAGUCAGAUGGAAAUUUAGUUAUCACUGAUGUGUGCAACAAACAAAUACCUAUUCAACGUAAUGAUUUAAUGUCCGGUAUUGGUGUGAUACAUGUCAUUCAAAGCCCAAUAAGCAGUUUAGAAUCAAUGAACUUAAACGAAGCUCUUGAAUGCUUGAAAAACAAUCCUUCACUAAAUGUCAGACAGUCUGCUAGUGAAAUGUUAAAAUGUCAAAUGAAUAUUGGUCAAGGAAGCGAUAAUGUUGUACUUCUACCGAAUGAUGGAGCAUUUCAAUCUAAAUUCUACAAAGAGAAUUCUAGACAGAUUCAGUCAGAAAAGUGUAAAGUGUUUGCACACCACCUACUGAAGCCUAGUGAUGCUCGGAACGUAGACGUUCGUAAAACUGGCUUUAAUCAAGAACAGGAAUUCACUACACAGUAUACUGCAUCAGAUAGUUCAAAACAUUCAGUGUUUAGCAGAUAUAUAAAGACAAGACAUGGAACAACGUUAGCCUUUAAUCAUGCUGAAGUAACAGAAAUACAUGGAAUGAAAUUCCGUGAUGGAGAUAUUUUGAGUGUGAUUAAACAAAACCCAAAAGCAAAAGAAAUCUCUGCAAAAUUAAGCGCAACCAAUUUUCGUAAGGAAUUUACCCAGCAUGCACCGAAUGUUCUAUUUCUUGCACCAAUUGAUUUAGGCUGGAAGACAAGAGAUUUAGAAAAUGGUUAUACAGAAGAACAAACUUAUAAGCUUUUACAAUUACACACAAUACCACAUGAAUUCUUUGGUGGUGAUGAUGGUUUUAUUGAACGAGGAAGUGUUCUUGAAGUUGAAUCACUUUUAUCUUCAGAUUCACAAGGAAAUAAAGUGAAAUUAUUGAUUAAACGUACUCCUGACGGUAACACCUUCAUUGGUCAUAAAGAUCUUCAAGAAACAUAUUGGUCCAUGGUACUCGAUUGGAAUCGAAUUGGCGAAGAUGGGAUUGUCUGGUUCAUCGACUGGCCAAUGAGAUGUCCAGAACGCUUAUGUUAA